GCGCCACUACUUAAACACCCGCCCGUUUCCGGAGACGAAGGAUUUUCACUCCUGAAACCAACCGGAUACAGUCGCUUUACACGGCGAGCCUCAUUUCAAACAGUUUCCAAACAUGACUAACGAUUUGCCCAAGAAGAAAGGCAAAGGCACCGGGGAGAAAAAGACCAAGAGAAAAGCCAAACGACGGGAGACUUACGCCAUGUACAUCUACAAAGUUUUGAAACAGGUUCACCCGGACACGGGCAUCUCCAGCCGGGCCAUGAGCAUCAUGAACUCCUUCGUCAACGACCUGUUCGAGCGCAUCGCCACCGAGGCGUCCCGGCUGGCCCAGUACAACAAGCGCUCCACCAUCACCAGCCGGGAGGUGCAGACCGCCGUCCGGCUGCUGCUGCCGGGGGAGCUGGCCAAGCACGCCGUGUCCGAGGGCACCAAGGCGGUCACCAAGUACACCAGCUCCAAGUGAGCGCGGUUCAUCCCCGCGGAGGCUCCGGGGCCGCGCGGCACUGACUCUGCGAUGGUUUGAUUUCAAUAAACGCACAAAAUCUUCA
Molecule: messenger RNA, 548 nt
Organism: Hippoglossus stenolepis (Pacific halibut)
Lineage: Eukaryota; Metazoa; Chordata; Actinopteri; Pleuronectiformes; Pleuronectidae
Gene: h2bk1
Exons: 2
Coding region: 113-463 (116 amino acids)
Cellular component (GO): nucleosome
Molecular function (GO): structural constituent of chromatin; DNA binding; protein heterodimerization activity
Source: RefSeq, a predicted model, not a curated record